AUGGCGGAGCAACAUAUCAAGCGGAAGGCCGCGUCCACCAGCCGAAGUAAGCCCACAUGGACGACACCGGCUGCCAAGACCGUAGAUAAGGGCAAGGCGAUUGAGAUAGAAAGCCGGUACAAGAAGAAUCAGUCCGAACAGUCCAGAACAAACCAGCCGGACCAAGGUAAAACACAGGCCCAAAACUUAAGAACUCGUGACAUUAUUUGUUAUAAGUGUCAGGGCAAAGGACAUUAUGCUAGAGACUGUCCAAACAAGCGAGUGAUGAUCCUUAAGGCCGAUGGAGAGUAUGAGUCUCAAGACGAGGCCGAGGUAGGAGCUGUUGUGUCCGAUGAAGAGGUGACUGACUAUCCAGAGACUGGCGAGUUACUUGUGACCAGGAGAGCCCUUAGUGCCCUCUUUGAUCCCGAGACUAUCCAGAGAGAGAACAUCUUUCACACAAGAUGCAGCGUGGAACAAAAGGUAUGCAGCCUUAUAAUAGAUGGUGGUUCUUGUACUAACAUGGCCAGCAAGUAUCUUGUUGAUAAGCUAGGUCUAAUCAAGACUCCACACCCGCGGCCAUACCGCCUUAAAUGGCUCAAUGAUGAAACCGAGCUUAAGAUAGCUGAGCAAGUGGUGGUAUCCCUCAGCAUUGGCAAGUACCAUGAUGAGGUCAAGUGUGACGCUGUUCCAAUGCAAGCCGGCCACUUACCCCUAGGCAGGCCGUGGCAGUUUGACAAAGAGACCAUUCACCAUGGUCGGACCAAUGUGUACAGAUUCAGCCACAACAACAAGAAGCACAAUCUCACGCCCCUUAGUCCGCAAGAGGUACAUGAAAUGCAAAAGGCUAUGGAUCAGGCCAGUAAGGUGCUACUAAUGGUCUUCAAAGAAGGUUGUUUUGUAGGUUUGGAAGUCCAAGAGCUCCCACCUGAGGUGCAGAACCUCAUGGAUAGGUACAAGGAGAUUGAUCUCGUGCCCGGUGCUCCGCUACCAAACCGAGCCGCUUACCGAGUCAGCCCUGAGGAGGCCAAGGAGUUGGAAAAGCAAGUCCAAGACCUCAUGGACAAAGGAUAUAUCCGGGAGAGCCUAAGCCCGUGUGCCGUUCCAGUCCUGCUAGUUCCCAAGAAAGAUGGAACUUGGCCGAUGUGUGUCGAUUGCCGAGCCAUCAACAACAUCACCAUCAAAUAUUGGUACCCUAUACCUAGAUUAGAUGAUAUCUUGGAUGAACUAAGUGGGUCUACUGUGUUUUCAAAGGUUGAUCUCAGGAGUGGAUACCAUCAAGUUUGCAAGAAGGAAGGGGACGAGUGGAAGACUGCUUUCAAGACCAAGCAAGGUCUGUACGAGUGGCUUGUGAUGCCGUUUGGCCUCACCAAUGCGCCAAGUACCUUCAUGAGACUCAUGAACCAGGUCCUAAGGCCAUACAUCAGUAAGUUUGUAGUGGUCUACUUUGAUGACAUCUUGAUCUACAGUCAGUGUCUAACCGAUCAUGUUGGACAUCUAGAACAGAGACUAAAGGUUGACGAAGAGAAGAUCAAGGCGAUCCAGGAGUGGCCUACCCCGUCCACCAUUGGCCAUGUCUGA
Molecule: messenger RNA, 1560 nt
Organism: Brassica napus (rape)
Lineage: Eukaryota; Viridiplantae; Streptophyta; Magnoliopsida; Brassicales; Brassicaceae
Exons: 4
Coding region: 1-1560 (519 amino acids)
Molecular function (GO): nucleic acid binding; zinc ion binding
Source: RefSeq, a predicted model, not a curated record